UUAAGUUGUAAAAAAAAUCCACCUGUCAGUCCUUUCCCUUAAUAGCCUAUUUUGAACGUCAGGACGCUCAGUACGUGGGGAUUCCUAAGGAUUACCCAGUGUACCCCGCGGGUAAAGAUGGCGAAAGAAGAGGGUAGGAGAUCAACUUUAUCCGGGAACAAUCGUUGCUGAAUGUCGGGUUGAGAGAGAAUACACCGUUAGUUGGCGAGUGUGUAGUUGCUUAAUGGCUAGCCACCUAUUUCACUGUCAUUUCGUGAGUCCAGACUACGCAACGUGAUCGAAUAAUCGAAUUGUGCCCGUGCACGAGCUUCCUUCCUUGCGACCAAACUGCAGAGUCCGUCCUGAGAAGAGCGGAUAAAGUUUAUUACGGAUCUGACUCAACCCUCUUUUGACGCUGAUUUUUUUGUUGUUGUUGAUUAUUUGGCGUAACAGUCGGACACUAUCUAAACAGGUGGAUGUCCUCCCCUUCCUCAUGAGGAGCCUCCACUGUUCCAGAAGAAAGGGCCUUACCUGGGAGUACAGCAAACGUCAACAUGUAUUGUUAUCAGUAGCCCAGAGGUUCACAUGCCAAGAGAGAGAGGACGAAGAGGAAACGAAGAGGGGACACACUCAGGGCGAUGAGUCUGGAGCACGCAGCAUAUACUCUUAAAGAAUGCCUGUGACUUAGGAACCUGUGGAUGAGGACAUCGCUGGAAUAACUUGGGAAUAACAGAACGGACAGACAGACGGACGCUGAACGCCAAGGAUGACGAGCGCUGCCCCGGCCAGGAAGCCGUACCGCAAGGCUCCGCCUCAGCACCGUGAGACACGAAACAGCCUGCCCUUGUUUCGAGAGGACCUUAGUGGGAGCACGCUGCCUGCCCACACCGCUGGCCCCAACCUGCCUGACCCCUGCCAGGACUCCUUAUCAGAUGCAGACAGGAUCAAGAUCCUGCAGCAACAGAAUGAAGACCUGCGCCGGCGGCUCUCCCACACCACCCACAAGAUGGAGGCCAUGGAGACGGAGUUUGAGACCAGCCGCCACUACAUGCGGGAGGAAAUGGGUCGUACCCGCGACGACCUGGAGAAGAUGAGAGACAAGUUCCGCAGACUGCAGAACAGCUACACUGCCUCCCAGCGGGCCAACCAAGACCUGGAGGAGAAGCUUCAUGCCCUGCUCCGUAAAGUGGAGAGGGACAAGAAGACAAUGGACCAGGAGAUAGUGGAGCUCACCAACAAACUCCUGGACGCCAAGAACACCAUCGACAAGCUGGAGGAGUUGAACGAGCGCUAUCGGCAAGAUUGCAAUUUGGCCGUGCAGCUGUUGAAGUGCAAUAAGUCCCAUUUCAGAAACCACAAGUUUGCAGAUCUGCCCUAUGAGCUGCAGGACAUGGUGAACAAGCACAUGAAGGCCAGUUUGCCGGAUAAGAGUUCCCAGGGGGCCCAGGGCCAGGACUCCGACACCAUGAGCCUGACGCCCGCCGACGUGGUGCCCACCUCAGUCAUUGCCCGCAUCCUGGAGAAGCCUGAGCCUCUGGUGCUCAACUCUGCCCAGUCCAGCAGCAGCGCAGGCCGGCCCCAGGCAGAGGACGUGUUUGUGCAUGUGGACAUGACUGGGCCCCAGGCAGGGGGAGGGGGUAGAGAGAACGGGGGUCCCGGUCACAGCAGCAGGGCCCCAGCCCAGAGCAGCCAGGCCCAUGAGCUCCUCCAGCAGAACGGCAUGUGUCAGAGCCAGAGCAGCCUGUCAGCAGACGGCCAAUCAGGAGAGGAGGGUCGAGAGGGUGGUGCCUUCGAGAAGCUCAACCCCUACCCAGCCCCCCCUCCGCCCCACCCCCUCUAUCCCGGCCGCAAGGUGAUCGAGUUCUCCUCGGACGACAAGGUGAAGAUCCCCAAGAACAGCCCCCUGCCCAACUGCACCUACGCAACACGCCAGGCCAUCUCCCUCAGCCUGGUGCAGAACGACGAGGAGAACGAGCGCCAGCGCACCGUGCCAAACAGCCCUGCUGUGUCGGACGGUGGCUGGCGAUCUGGGACGUCCUCCUCCUCAGGGGGAGGGGGGCAGCGUGACCCCUGCCGCACCCCUACUCAGCUGGACACAGCAGACCCUCUCUCCAACCAGUCCAGCCCCUUCAGCAGCCCCCCUCAGCCCCCCAGCGCCUUUGCCAGCUCAGGUAGCUCCGAGGAGGACCUGCUGGCCAACUGGCAGCGCAUGUUUGUGGAGAAGAUGGCACCAUCCUCUGAGGGCACCCUGGUCAACCGCACCUCCUUCAGCAGCGAGACGGUCAAGGACCUGGAGAGGACCCGGACCGGCAAGCCAGUGGGCGGGGGUUCCGACAGGGGGGCACUACGGGGGGCCUACUCAGACGGGGAGGAGGGGUCCUCCACCCGCAGCUGGACAGCAAGCCGAGAGUCUAGCCUGGACACUGACACCAGCAGCAUGGCUGACCUCCGCACCAGGAGGGGGCAUUAUGGAGCAGACUUCUCCACAGAGGAAAGCGAGCAGCUGCUGAUGGCCCUGGACCCACUGGACAACGACCGAGACAACACCAGUGGUGACACCGUGUCAACGGCCAUCACUGUGGAGACCAGCCCGGCGGAGGCCAAUAGGAAUGAUUUUGUGGACGAGACUGGGUCUGUAGGCAGUUCUGCAGAGGAGAGAGACAUCCUGCCACAGGACUUCCCCGUCAAAGCCCCCCGGGUCCUGGCAGGGCUAGAGGACUACACAAAGAACACCCCUCCCCUUCCCGCAAACUCCUCCACUUCCACCCCCGGCCGACCCCUGAAGAGUGUAAAGAGGAUGGGAGUCCACCACCUGCACCGCAAAGACAGCCUGACCCGGGCACAGGAGCAUGGUAACCUGCUGGACUGAGACUAGGGGACUUUACUCCUCUCACUUCAUCAGUCAUCUGACAGACUAACUUUUCAAUGGUCUGUGGACUCUUUAUCUUACCAGAAAAGAGAUGAUUCGUGUUGGUCCUUCCUUUGUCCAUGCUGCUGUCUCUCAUGAGUUUAGUCAGGAAAUACACACAUUCUCUAGUAACCACAUUCAAGAGCUGACUGUUCUUUAAAAGAUAUGUGCGAUGCCUGGCUGCCGGUUGAAUGGUAAAGAGCUGACUGUUCUUUAAAAGAUAUGUGCGAUGCCUGGCUGCCGGUUGAAUGGUAAAGAGCUGACUGUUCUUUAAAAGAUAUGUGCGAUGCCUGGCUGCCGGUUGAAUGGUAAAGAGCUGACUGUUCUUUAAAAGAUAUGUGCGAUGCCUGGCUGCCGGUUGAAUGAUAAAGAGCUGACUGUUCUUUAAAAGAUAUGUGCGAUGCCUGGCUGCCGGUUGAAUGGUAAAGAGCUGACUGUUCUUUAAAAGAUAUGUGCGAUGCCUGGCUGCCGGUUGAAUGGUAAAGAGCUGACUGUUCUUUAAAAGAUAUGUGCGAUGCCUGGCUGCCGGUUGAAUGGUAAAGAGCUGACUGUUCUUUAAAAGAUAUGUGCGAUGCCUGGCUGCCGGUUGAAUGGUAAAGUUUGCGGUGUUCUUUCCUUCGUUUUCCACUGUAAACCUACAAUCUCCUCCAGUAGCAGAACAAAGGGUCCUACAGGGGUUUCUGAAUGAGGUUAGUUUUCUGUCUCUCAAACACUCCAAAAGUGUUGCAGAGAGGAGAAUGGCGACAACAGGAGAUAGCCAUGCAGGGUCAUUUCCUGUGUGUAAACAUCCAGCCAGUGUGUGUUCUCCUGGAACAGCCCAGACGGUGCAACGUUUCAUCUCGUGUCUUGAGAUGAUCGGCGAUAUGCAGGAUGGAGGGAGUUGUUGCCUUCUCCCUUGUUUGUUCUCUUUUACCCUGGAUCCCCCCUCCCCCCUAGAGAAAUGAUAUGUCAUGCAGGAAUCUGAUAACAGGAGAACUUUACCUCCAUCUCUGAAUGGACGAAUGGUGAAGAGGGCAAGCACUUGCAAGCGCAUGCUGUUGUCUGGUGUGAGUGGAUGGUGGAACGGACCCCCACACAGACUCUCAGUGCCUAUCCCUCUCUGUCUGAGGGGGUUUCUAACCCCCCAAUUCCCAGAAAAUAUCUAUUCUGAUGCCCCUCUGAAGCACCUGAAGUGUGCAGCAGUCUGUUGAGCACCCACUCUUAAGGGCUCUCUUUUCUGUAAUUGGUCAACUACACAAGAACUAGGAAGGUCACCCUCAAUGAAUUCCUGAAAUUGUCGGUCUCACUCAAGUUUAUUUUCUCAAUAACACAUAGUUUUCAUUGAUUUAUCUUUCUAUUAUCGUAAUUGUUACCUUUUUCUAUUUCUUCAAAUCGCUUCUUCAUGAAAAUAAUUUUGAUUUUGACAUUUCGAUUUUUAUGCAACUAUUUUAUGGCUGAGGUCUGGACAUAAUAUGCCGUUGAUGAUCGAGAACAGUCAAAGUAUUUCUACUCUUUCACUUUUGUUCUGUUAUUGAUCUGUCAUUGGAUUUAGUCAUCUAUAUUUUCAUUUCAAGAAACAAACAGGCCUAUAGUUCUAUCGUUAACUCUGGUACUUUACAUGGGGUAUUACAAAGGAAGACCUAAAUGGCAUGAAACACAGUGUUUUUCAGAAGAACCACGACAACCUUCAAGGCAUUUUUGUGGAUGUGUUUUGGAAAUAUUCACUAGGCCCUGGGGGGGGGGGGGGGGGAUAAUUCUCCUUGAAGAUGCCUUCAAUUCUCAUUGUGUACCACUUCUGUUAGCAAUGUAUUCAGUAACAACAUGUUUCCAGAAUAUCAAAGUGACAAGGAAUAAUCGAAGGCGAAAGGUCUGCAUGGUAUGACAGGGCUGGUUGAUGAGAUUUUUGCUAUUUCUUUACCGUUGACAAUUUCCUGAUCAGGAAAGUAUUUGUGUUGGUGUACUACCCAGUCUCCGUUGUAAGGGUUCACAGAGGAUGUUAUACUAGUAACUAGUGUGAAGAGGAGAAUGAUUUGAUAUGUUUUCCUCUGUGUUCAGCCAACCUUUUAAGUAUUUAAUCAGUGUGCUUAUCAGAUGUCCCCACCCCUAGAUAUUUUGGUGGAGAGAGUUCAGAUCAUUUGAAAAAAUGCAAAGUUUUAAUCUUUGUCCCUUUCUAAAUACAAUACCUAAUCUGGAAU
Molecule: messenger RNA, 5061 nt
Organism: Oncorhynchus mykiss (rainbow trout)
Lineage: Eukaryota; Metazoa; Chordata; Actinopteri; Salmoniformes; Salmonidae
Product: tight junction-associated protein 1
Biological process (GO): Golgi organization
Cellular component (GO): trans-Golgi network
Source: RefSeq, a predicted model, not a curated record